Messenger RNA from Diversispora eburnea, 1473 nucleotides. The record is from the annotation of a GenBank genome assembly. Lineage: Eukaryota; Fungi; Glomeromycota; Glomeromycetes; Diversisporales; Diversisporaceae.
AUGACUAAACGCAACUUUAAGCCUUUAACAGUAUUAAAAGACGAGGUUCAACAGGAAUAUGGUAAAACCCGGGAAGAAUUUUAUAAUGAAAAGCGAACUGAAAGCCAGAUAUUAGUACGUGAAACUUCUCAUCGUAAAAAACGAAUUGAUAAACGUCCGGCUAUGAUUAUUCCAAUUCAAAAUGAAGUUCCUAAAUAUGCUUUAUGGACUCCUAUUGCGAGAAGUUCUAAGAAGAGUGCAUUUAACAUAAAUUCGGAACCUAGUAAAACUUCUUCAACCCCAUCAACCACUUCAAGACUUACUCGUUCACCUGUAACGGCCAAUCGUUCUAUUCAUGUUGAAGAUGAAAAUGAGGAAGAUUCAGAUUUACCAUUUGUUGAAUUAAUUAUUAAUGCUCUUUCUAAAGUUUUAAAAGGAAAAGAUAUGAAGGUGAUGGUGAAAUAUACACGUAAAUUAGAGUCAAAAGCAAAUAUAGCUUCAGAAUUAGAAAGACCAUCAAAUAAUAAAAAACGACCACGUCCAACCUCCGGAAAAACUAAACCAUGUGGAACUUUAUGUUAUUUAAAUUUGAAGAAUGAUCAUCCUCAUGAUUUAUUAUCAUCACAAAUUCCUAUUCAUGAUGAUUAUUGGGAUGAUACGGAAAUUGCUUUAUUUCGAAAAUCUACUGAUUUAAUUGGUACCAAGAAUUAUUGUAAUAUUGCUUCUAUUAUUAUGACUAAAUCUUAUACAAUUAAAGAUGAUGAUGUGGAAAUUAAUUCAUCUUCAGAUGAAUCAAGAAAGAAAAGUAAAAGGAUGGCAAAAAUUGAAAUUGAUGCGGAAAAUCAUUCCGAAUAUCAUCCUUGUGAUCACCCCGGAAAACCUUGUGACAUGAAUUGUCCUUGCAAGAAAGGAAAUGUACCUUGUUGUAAUUGUUCGGGAUCAGGAAAGACAUGUAGUAAUAGAAGUUGUUUAUGUUUUUCGAAUUAUCGUGAAUGUGAUCCUGAUUUAUGUAAAUGUGCUGCUUCAGAACCAUUGAAUACUCAAUUUAUUGCAAGACAUGGAUGUAAAAAUGUCUCUAUUCAAAGGCAACAAACCAAGCGUACCAUUGUAGGAAUUUCAUCUGUAGCGGGUUGGGGAUUAUUUGUUAGAGAACAUGUAAAGAAAAAUGAAUUUUUGGGCGAAUAUAUUGGAGAAGCUGAUAGACGCGGUAAAAUCUAUGACAAACGAGGCAUUAGCUUUUUAUUCAAUUUGAAUAAAGAUUUUGUAGUUGAUGCUACUCGAAAAGGAAAUAAAUUUAGAUUUAUAAAUCAUUCAAAUGAUCCAAAUACUUAUUGUCGUGUUACCUUGGUCAAUGGAGAACAUCGUAUUGGAAUUUAUGCUUUGGGAGAUCUUGAUCCUGGACAAGAAUUAUUUUUUGAUUAUAGAGAACGUGCUCCAAGUCCCGUUAAAUCUAGUUUAUCAAAUGGAAAAUUUGCAAUGAAAAAUGAUUACUGA